CUCGGCGCGGCCUACACGCUUCGCUCGCCCGCUGCAGCCCCGCGCCCCGCGUCCCGCGCCCGGCCAUGGCGGAGCCCUCGCCCGCCCGACGCCCGGUGCCUCUCAUCGAGUCGGAGCUGUACUUCCUCAUCGCCCGGUACCUCUCGGCCGGCCCGUGUCGGAGAGCCGCCCAGGUGCUGGUGCAGGAGCUGGAGCAGUACCAGCUGCUGCCCAAGAGGUUGGACUGGGAGGGCAACGAGCACAACAGGAGCUACGAAGAAUUGGUCUUGUCCAAUAAGCAUGUGGCUCCUGAUCAUCUGUUGCAAAUCUGCCAGCGCAUCGGUCCCAUGUUGGAUAAAGAAAUCCCACCCAGUAUUUCAAGAGUCACUUCUUUACUUGGUGCAGGAAGGCAGUCUUUGCUACGUACAGCAAAAGACUGCAGGCACACAGUUUGGAAGGGCUCUGCCUUUGCUGCUCUUCAUAGAGGAAGACCUCCUGAAAUGCCGGUGAAUUAUGGUUCCCCACCAAAUCUUGUGGAGAUACAUCGAGGAAAACAACUCACAGGGUGUUCCACUUUUAGCACAGCAUUUCCAGGAACUAUGUAUCAGCAUAUAAAAAUGCACAGAAGGAUUCUCGGACAUCUAUCUGCUGUUUACUGUGUAGCAUUUGAUAGGACAGGACAUAGAAUCUUUACAGGUUCAGAUGAUUGUUUGGUGAAGAUUUGGUCAACACACAACGGUCGUCUGUUAUCCACAUUAAGAGGUCAUUCUGCAGAAAUUUCAGAUAUGGCAGUAAACUAUGAAAAUACAUUGAUUGCUGCAGGGAGCUGUGAUAAAAUAAUUAGAGUGUGGUGCUUGAGAACUUGUGCCCCAGUUGCUGUACUCCAAGGACACACGGGAUCAAUUACAUCUUUACAGUUUAGCCCGAUGGCCAAAGGCUCUCAAAGAUACAUGGUCUCUACUGGUGCUGAUGGGACAGUUUGUUUUUGGCAGUGGGAUUUAGAAUCCCUGAAAUUUAGUCCACGUCCCCUGAAGUUCACUGAAAAGCCUAGACCAGGCGUUCAAAUGCUUUGUUCUUCUUUUAGUGUUGGUGGUAUGUUUUUAGCCACAGGUAGUACUGAUCAUGUAAUCAGAAUGUAUUUUUUGGGUUUUGAAGCACCUGAAAAAAUAGCUGAACUUGAGAGCCACACUGAUAAAGUUGAUAGUAUUCAAUUUUGUAACAAUGGUGAUCGGUUCUUAAGUGGUAGCAGAGAUGGAACAGCACGUGUCUGGAGAUUUGAGCAGUUAGAAUGGAGAAGCAUUUUGUUGGAUAUGGCUACCAGAAUCUCAGGGGACUUAUCUUCCGAAGAGGAAAGAUUUAUGAAACCCAAAGUAACAAUGAUAGCUUGGAAUCAGAAUGAUAGUAUUGUUGUCACAGCUGUGAAUGAUCAUGUCCUCAAAGUGUGGAAUUCUUAUACUGGACAACUGCUUCAUAACUUAUUGGGACAUGCUGAUGAAGUAUUUGUUUUGGAGACACAUCCCUUUGAUUCCAGAAUUAUGUUAUCUGCAGGACAUGAUGGCAGCAUAUUUAUAUGGGAUAUUACAAAAGGCACUAAGAUGAAACAUUAUUUUAAUAUGAUUGAAGGCCAAGGACAUGGAGCUGUAUUUGACUGUAAGUUUUCACAAGAUGGACAGCAUUUUGCCUGUACAGAUUCUCAUGGGCACCUUCUGAUAUUUGGUUUUGGAUGCAGCAAGCCAUAUGAAAAGAUUCCUGAUCAGAUGUUCUUCCAUACUGACUAUCGACCACUGAUUAGAGAUUCUAAUAAUUAUGUCUUAGACGAGCAAACUCAGCAGGCUCCUCACCUUAUGCCUCCACCGUUCUUGGUAGAUGUAGAUGGAAAUCCUCAUCCAACUAAGUAUCAGAGAUUAGUGCCAGGCCGAGAAAAUUCUGCAGAUGAACAUUUGGUUCCACAGCUAGGCUAUGUGGCAACAAGUGAUGGAGAGGUAAUUGAACAAAUUAUAAGCUUACAAACCAAUGAUAAUGGUGAACGAAGCCCAGAGUCCAGUGUUCUUGAUGGAAUGAUAAGACAAUUGCAGCAGCAGCAAGAUCAGAGAAUGGGAGCAGGUCAGGAUACUGUUCCAAGUGGACUUCCAAAUGGGGAAGAAACACCCCGAAGAGGUUUUAGAAGAUUAAGCUUAGACAUCCAGUCCCCUCCAAAUAUUGGUCUGCGUCGUAGUGGACAAGUUGAAGGUGUUCGUCAGAUGCAUCAGAAUGCUCCACGUAGUCAGAUUGCUACAGAACGUGACCUGCAGGCUUGGAAACGAAGAGUGGUUGUACCAGAGGUACCACUAGGCAUAUUUAGGAAGUUGGAAGACUUCAGAAUAGAGAAAGGUGAAGAGGAAAGAAAUCUUUAUAUAAUUGGAAGAAAAAGGAAGACUCUCCAGCUCUCACAAAAGUCUGAUUCGGUGAUUUUGAUGUCCCAGUCUAGGCAGAGGACAUGUAGACGUAGAUAUCCUAAUUAUGGUAGAAGAAAUCUUGGACGGCUUGAGUUAUCUUCUGGAAAUGAAUCUUCAAGCUCUAUAAGACAUGAGACUUCUUGUGAUCAGAGUGAAGGUUCUUGUUCUUCUGAAGAAGAAGAAUGGAAAAGUGAUAGAAGAAGUGAAAGUGACAGUGAAAGUUCAAGUGACUCUUCAUCUAGGUAUUCUGAUUGGACAGCUGAUGCAGGCAUCAAUUUGCAGCCUCCUUUACGAACAUCGUCUCGUCGACGGAUUACUCGAUUUUGCAGUAGUUCAGAGGAUGAAAUGUCUACUGAGAAUUUAUCUCCUCCAAAAAGGAGACGAAAGAGAAAAAAAGAAAAGCCUAAAAAAGAGAAUUUGAGGAGGGUGACUCCAGCGGAACUUGCAAAUAUGGAACAUUUAUAUGAAUUUCAUCCUCCAGUUUGGAUAACUGAUACCACACUUCGAAGGUCUCCGUUUGUUCCUCAAAUGGGUGAUGAGGUAAUAUAUUUUCGACAGGGUCAUGAAGCUUAUAUUGAGGCUGUCAGAAGAAAUAACAUUUAUGAACUGAACCCUAACAAGGAACCAUGGAGAAAAAUGGAUCUUAGGGAUCAAGAAUUGGUCAAAAUAGUUGGAAUACGAUAUGAAGUUGGGCCCCCUACACUCUGUUGCCUCAAACUAGCAUUUAUAGAUCCUGCAACUGGAAAACUUACAGACAGAUCUUUCUCUAUUAGGUAUCACGAUAUGCCGGAUGUUAUUGACUUUCUUGUCUUGCGUCAAUUUUAUGAUGAAGCAAGACAGAGGAAUUGGCAGUCCUGUGACAGGUUCCGUUCUAUCAUUGACGACGCUUGGUGGUUUGGAACAGUGUUAAGUCAAGAGCCGUAUCAGCGACAGUACCCUGAUAGUCAUUUCCAGUGUUACAUUGUUAGAUGGGACAAUACUGAAAUUGAAAAACUUAGCCCAUGGGACAUGGAACCAAUUCCUGAUAAUGUUGAUCCACCUGAAGAAUUAGGAGCUAGUAUUUCUGUCACUUCAGAUGAGCUAGAGAAAUUGCUCUACAAACCAGAAGAUGGUGAAUGGGGUCAGAAAUCGAGAGAUGAGGAAUGUGAACGAAUUAUUAGUGGUAUAGAUCAACUUUUGAAUCUUGAUAUAGCAGCAGCUUUUGCAGGUCCAGUUGACCUAUGUACGUAUCCGAAGUACUGUACUGUGGUAGCUUAUCCAACUGACCUUUACACAAUUCGAAUGAGACUUGUUAAUCGAUUUUACAGGAGGCUAUCUGCAUUAGUUUGGGAAGUCAGAUACAUAGAACAUAAUGCCAGAACAUUUAAUGAACCUGAGAGUGUAAUUGCAAGAUCAGCUAAGAAGAUAACUGACCAACUUUUAAAAUUUAUCAAGAAUCAAGACUGUACAAAUAUCUCAGAACUUUCUAACACUUCUGAAAAUGAUGAGCAAAAUGCCGAGGAUUUGGAUGAUAGUGAUCUUCCUAAAACAUCUUCUGGAAGAAGGAGAGUCCAUGAAUGGAAAAAAAGGAGCAUCAGAGCAGCCAACUAUGUUGAAAGCAACUGGAAGAAACAGUGUAAGGAACUAGUGAACUUAAUUUUUCAAUGUGAAGAUUCUGAACCAUUUAGACAACCUGUUGAUUUGGUUGAAUAUCCAGACUACCGAGAUAUUAUAGAUACUCCAAUGGAUUUUGGAACAGUAAGGGAAACUUUAGAAGCGGGAAAUUAUGACAGCCCUUUGGAAUUUUGCAAAGACAUCCGGUUGAUAUUUAGCAAUGCAAAAGCAUAUACACCAAACAAAAGAUCAAAGAUUUACAGUAUGACUUUGAGAUUGUCGGCCUUAUUUGAAGAAAAAAUGAAGAAAAUCUCCUCUGAUUUUAAAGUUGGCCAAAAAUUCAAUGAAAAACUUCGAAGAAGCCAGAGGUUCAAGAGACGGCAAAGUUGUAAUCGCGUCAAUCAGGCUAACAAAAGUAUCAGAAAUAUCAAGCAGAAGCGGUUAAAAUCUCAGACAAAAGUAAUUCCUGAGUUGGUAGGUUCUCCUAUCCAGUCUACCUCAAGUAGGGCCGCUCAUUCUGCAAGCCGCAAGAUGAGUGCUAGUGUCUCUUCGGGUGUUACUUCUGAUAACUCUUCAGAUUCAGCAGGAUCAUCAGAAAGAAUGAGAAGAAACAGACCUGUCACUCUAACAAAUGGUUCCACAUUAUCUGAGAGCGAAAUGGAAGAUUCGUUAGGUACCUCAUCAUCAUCUUCAGCUUCGAACAGUUCAGAGGACAGCAAAGACAGUUUAAGAGCUCGUGAAUCCUCUUUACGUAGUGGGCUGGCCAGAAAUACCAAUCUCAGGGUGACCAGAACCAGAGCUUCUCAGAGAAAAACUGGUCCAAUUUCUUUAGAAAAUGGAUGUGGCCGAAAAGCUACUCGAAAGAGAGUCUAUUUAAGUGACUCUGAUAACAAUUCAUUAGAAACUGGUGAAAGUCUAAAAGCCAGAGCUGGAAAUAACCGGAAAGUGCUACGAAAGUGUGCUGCUGUGGCUGCCAAUAAGAUAAAGCUCAUGAGUGAUGUAGAGGAGAAUUCUAGCUCUGAGAGUGUCUGUUCUGGCCGUAAGCUGCCUCACCGCAAUGCUUCUGCUGUAGCUAGAAAAAAGUUACUACAUAAUUCUGAAGAUGAUCACAGCUUAAAGUCAGAAAUUGAAGAAGAGGAGUUAAAAGAUCGAAAUCAACCAUCACCAUUGUCCAAUUCUCAUGCUGCCCAGAAUACUGUCAGUGAAUCUGAAAAUAGAGAUUCAGAGUCAGAAAGUGAUUUACGGGUAGCCCGAAAAAAUUGGCAUGCUAAUGGGUUCAAGUCCUAUACUCCAGCAACUUCUAAAACAAAAUUUCUUAAAAUAGAGUCUUCUGAGGAAGACUCUAAAAGUCAUGAUUCAGAUAACAGGCAUAACAGAAUUGCUGGCCCAUCAACGUCUGGGCAGAAACUUAAGGCAGAACGCAUCUCAGAGGAAGAGGAGGAAGCAGAUUCUGAACCAAGAAAAUAUGUUGGUAGGAAAUACAACACAAGUCGCAAGAAUGCUACUUUCCUUAAAAAAGCAAAGAUCUUCAGUGAUUCAGAGGACUCCGAAUCGGAAGAACAAGAUAGAGAAGAUGGUAAAUGUCACAAAAUGGAAACAAACCGGAUUUCAGAGAAUUUGAAGUGUGAACCUAGUGCUGGGUCCCACUGUUUCUCAGAUCAGGUAUCUGAAACUGAUUUGGAUUCAGAGGAUGACAAGAUAAAAGAAAAACCAAGCAGUUUUAUGAAAGAUUCUACAUCAGAAGACCAUGGACAAAGCAGAAAAGUUUCCAGGAAAAGGGUCUGUUCAAGUGACUCAGACAGCAAUUCACAGGUGGUUAAGAAAUCGCCAAAAGCCAAAAUGGGUCUCCACAGGAUUCCUCGAAAAUGUGCAACCACCGCUGCCAGUAAGAUUAAGCUCAUGAGUGAUGUGGAAGAUGUCAGUUUACAAAAUGUGUGUACUAGAAGCAGAAAUGGAAGGAGAAAGCUCCACUUUGCAUGUACCACAGCUAAGAAGAUAGUGAGCGAUUCUGAGGGAGAUGUAAACUGUGAAGUGCCGAAUGAACGGUAUGCCUGUGCAGGGAAGCCACCUGAAGCUGACUCAGAAGGUAGUACAAAAAGUAUUAAUCAGUCUUUAAGUGGAGACUCAGACUCUGAAGGUAUGUUCAAUUCAGAACACAAAAACAGGCACACCAGUAGUCACAAAACAAAUGUUGCACCUUCUAAAAUGAAGAAUUCUUUGAUUGGGUCUUCAGAGGAAGAUUCGAAAAGCCAUAUUCUAGGGGGUGAGAUGGGUAGAAAAUUUUCUUCUGAGUCAACUUUGGUACAAAAAGCUACUGCAGAGAAUAACUUUGAAGAGGAACUGAAUUAUGGGCUGCGCAGGUGGAAUGGCAGAAGACUCAGGACCUAUGGGAAGGCUCCUUUCAGUAAGACAGAAGUGAUUCGUGAUUCUCAGGAAGCAGCCGAGACGGAAAUAAAAAGGAAAAGACGGCAUCCUGAAUUAGAAAAUGUGAAAAUUUCUGAAACAACAGGGAGUUCAAAAUGUGGACCUGACACUAGUCCCAAAUCUGACUCAGAUUUGGGAUCUGUAACUGAAUCAGAUGUUGACUGUACUGAUGAUACAAAAACCAAAAAGAGGAAAAUGAAAGGAAAAGCAAAAGUAGUUAGAAAAGGUAAAACUUUUACAGCUAACAUAUCUAAAACUGUGAGACGACAAAGACAAAGCAAACGUCCUAGGUUAAAUUUGGAUGAUAAUGACUGGGAGGAUUUGGACUAUGCAAAAUCUAAGAGAGUUCUUCGACGUUCAAAAAUAAAAACAAGAAAUCAGGGUAGAAGGACCGUGAGAUACCAUGAUGGGGAUGAUGAUAGAAGCUUAGAAAAUGUGUUAGAUUUUGAUGAUUGCACCUUAUGACCUUGAGGGAAAACCAGUUCAUUUAGAGGAAAUGGACUGGAAUUUAUGGUGAAAGCUGGCUGUUGAAAUUAUUUUUUGUCCUACAAUUCAGGGAAUAUAUUUAUAUUUUUCUAUGAAAAGUUAUGAAUGUGACUAAAUCAUGACUGUUAUUUUUAUUUGCACUUGCUUGCCUUUGUAGCAGCUUUCAGCACAGGUGCCAAAAUAUGCUUCAUUUUGGGGGCAGAUCUACUUUGACAGUAUUUAACUACAUAUAGCAAGAGUUUGAAAUAUGUUAAACACUAGAUAUCCUGGUUAUCAAAACCAAUGAGCAUUACUUUCAUGGUAGCAAGUGUCAUGCAGUUAUUUUCUGAAUUCUUCAAGAGGUGGUGGUUUCUAAGCCCAGUUCUAUUGUAGUAUAACAAUUUCAUGUGACCUAUGUUUACAGAUUCUUCAUAAAUAUGUGCAUACUGACAUUACAAUCAUGGGAGGUGUAACCAUGAUUAGUAGGCAAGGUACCUACCACUUUUUUUUUUUUUUUUCUUUCCCUGGCUACUUGAGUAGAAUGCAUUAUACCAGAUUUGGUAAUUUUCAUUGAAAUAGUUUCCAGUUUUCUUUCCAAAUGCUGUUGAGUCUUUCUUUCUCUUUUUUGUUAUUUUUAAGGAAAAUAUCACUUUUAUUUUAUAAACUUGAAUUUAUAAAGUGCUGGUAAAUUAUUUUUUUUAAAUGUUUUUGAUUGUAUAUUUUAAACCGCUAAGGCCAGACCAUAGUCCUAGCAUUUUCUUUUUAAAUUGUGCACUAACAGAAUGCUAUAUAAUUUGUCUUUCCAAGAUCUCCUGGUUUCCAUAUAAGAGAUUUAACCAAAAUCUUGGUCUUCCAUAUUCUUAACUCUGUGAAAUGGAGGAGUUUGUGUGCCUUAGAUUUAGGAAAAGUGUGUUCUUUAAUAGAGUGUACAGGGCUAAAAGAGUAUUUAAAUGAUAUGUAGUUUCCCCCAUUUCUAUUGAAAUUGUAGAGUUGAGUUUUGUUAAGAGUGCAAUUGCAAAUCUCAUCUAUAUAGGAAAAUAGUUCAAUGUCAUUCUUCAUCUCUGUUUUAGCUUACUGCUGCCAUGUGCAAUCCCAAGCAUUCUUUGCUGGGGCAACUAAGUGUAUCUUUAUUAGUGACCUCUAGUUUAAAUCUAAGAAACUGUCAUGUGUUGUGGGAAAGUAAUUUUGAAAUCCAUUUAAAGUGAAACUUUUGUCACAUGAUAAAAUACCAUAGUACACUUAUUUUUGAGCCAAAUAUUUUUACUUGAUAAGUUGUGCUACUCCAAACAGUGUAGGUGGCUGUUCCUAGCUUGUUUGUGCCUGAAGAUGGACUUGAUUCAAAUGGUUUACAUAUUUUGUAGCUAAGGGGUAUGUUACAGUACUCCCACCUUUGUUAUUUAUUGGCCCUAACUGUGUGUGGUUUCAGACAAAAUUAACUCCUUUCUCCUGUGUAUCCUUAAGGUGGCAGAUAUGGAAAAGCGUAAGAUCCUGGUAUCAGUGUUAGAGAAUGUUCUUAAGGGCUGUUACUUUUUAGUUAUCUAUUCCAUUUGACAUGGUAGAAGGUACUUUCUCUUUCUACUCGAAUGUAAGGGGAAGGUUGUUUUUGGACAUUACCAACUGAGAUAAGUGGGAUACCUACCUCUCCUUUGGUUGUUUAGAGAGCUAUCACCACUUCAAAACUAUGAUGCUCUUCUUCUCAAAGUUGGUGUUAAGUGUAUAGUAGACAGAUUGAUUUAGGAUAAUUGUCCUUGACUAUUGACCUGAAAAAGUUAAUGGAAUGCUCUUUACUUCCCUAAUUUUAAGAAACGGUAAUAGAUGUCAUAUCCAUUAAUUUAUUUAAACUCUUCUUAAGCUUCUCUGUUUUAUAUCUGUUCUCAGGGUUAUAACUCCAUGUUUACCAUCAUCUGCAAAAAGGUACCAAAAAAAUCCAUAUAAAUAAAUACGGGAUACUUGCAUAAAUACAUAAAUUCUUUUGGUAAAAUGAUACUUUGACCAUUGAGGCUUCAUCAAUAGAACUAUUCUUAUCUUUUGGACUGAAUUAACUGGUCACUGAUUGGCUGGUCAACCAAUUACUAAUUUUUCAUUUUGUCCAAAAUGGUUAGACCCUUUUGUAUAGAAGCAGUAUUUUGGUUUCAUCUGAAAAAACAAGAAUUCACCUGGUGACUUGGAAAGCAUGGUUGACAAUGGUAGCUUCUCAAGUUCUGAAGUAAAACUAAGGAAUUAGAGAGAGAAUCAUUUUUAUGGGUUUUUUUGGUCAUGGUGCUACUCCUAAGUAUGAAUAUGUGACACACACUCCUACGUACCUUUAAGGAAAAUUAAUAAAUAAUUAAUAGUUCAAAAUGUUUACAUUGAGCACUAGAACAUGUUUGACUUUUUUCUACUUCUCUUUACGUGAAAUGCGCAGGGAUUUAAUGCACAGAUGUACUUUAGUAUGUUUGGGAUCAGUUUGCAUUUUUCUUGUGAAAAAAGACAAAAGGUGACACAUUGAAUGUGAACUGAUCCAGAAGUAAGUGCUAUAGCUUUCCAUUGCACUUGAAGUAACUUAAUGGUGUAUAUGAAAAAAGACUACUGUGGUUAUGUAUGUCCAAAGUCCUAUGAUAUUAUUCAUUUAUGGUUAAAAAAAGGUUUGAGGUAUUUGGAUUUGAUUUUUGAGUCCUUUGAAAGAAUAAUUUUACCCAGCAUCUUAGAAAAAAAGAUUUCAAACAUUUAAAAAAUAGGUGAGAUUUAAAAAGCAUUUUUUUUUUCAUAUCCUACUUAUUUAAAAAAGGGUAUACUGAUAAUGUGUAGUAACUUCUGAAGAAAAGAAAGUUUAUCCCAUUUUCAGGUAAUUCUUAGGUUGGUCAUUCUCCCUUUUUUACUUUAGGGGAAACUCUCUGAUUAAAUCCUUUCUCAAUUUAGUAAUCCUUGGAAAGACUCAAUUUAGUAAUCCUUGAAAAGAAUGAUAAAGCAGUUACUCACAGCUUCUAAGUUACAACACAAAAGUGUUUUCUAAAUAGUGGAGAGUUGUACCUAAAAAGGAAAUUAGUUUUAUAAUAAUAGGGAGAAAGAACUUAUGUUUUAGGAAAAGGCACUUCAAAACCUAGAAGUGCAAAUGGACAAAGGAGACAUAAAACAAACCAAUAAAAAUACUGUCUGAAGGUACUACUGUCCAAAAAUAAGAAUAAGACAUGUCACUAAAUCCUUCACACUCCGUUAGUUGAUUACUCUCAAGUAAAAUUCUUAUUUAGAAUAAUGUUGGGUCCAUACUACAUUCCCUGUCCCUUUCCUAUCCUUUUUUCCUUUAGAAUAAUCAGAACAAAGAAUUUAUUAACUUCACUGUAUGGUAUUAAAAACUAAAUUGAAAGGAUUUUAAUCUCUUCUGUCAGUAUAAAUUGAAUUUGAUUGUGCCACCUGAAAAAAAUGAGAGGUUUAUGUAUCAGUAGAAUGCAAGAACAUUGUUAAAGGUGCAUACAGUAUUUUUGGUUUUCCUUUUUACUCAGUUGUAUUGAUUUUUUGAGUAACUUCUAAAUGGCUAGGAAAGGUCUUUUUGCCUUGCCCUUUUAUAGCUGAAAUACCAGCACCAUUCUUUUCAUCAAUAUGAAGUCAGUAUAUUUACUUCAUCAGGUAUCUUGUUGUGGUCACCAAAUACUUUAGUUUUCUUAUAUUGUAUGGAAAUUCUAUUCAGUUAUGUCUAGUCUGAUGGAGUACAACAAAACACCUUCAUUGUAGAAGAACUUUCUGUCUUCAUUAUUUUUUAAGUUAUAUACCUCUCAACUUCUGCUGUGGACAUCAGGGAAUAAUAAAGCAGAAACCCUAAGAAUUUUCAACUUAACAGUUUAAAGACUGUCUCCUUUUCUAGUAGUUGGGAACAUACAAACCAAACUAAAUAAAUUUGUGAAAGCUAGGAAGAAAAUGGAGCAUUGUGGAAAAAUCGAGUACAACUAGAUUUGUAAGUGCUAAUCCUACUUUUAGUUCAAAUUGUGAAUUAAUGGAAAGGACUGAAGUGUAAAGAGUAUAAUGGUGAGGGCUGUGUUGUCUUUUCUCACAUUUUAAGAAAAGUUUUUAUAGCUGUUUUCUUAAAUUACAGAUGUUGCCUAAGGAUACAUGGGAUUCUCAAAGUUAAGAGAUUUUUACCAGUCACUCAUAAUCUGCCAAGCUGGUUCCUAAUAUAUUGUUAAUUUUGGUAGGAAAAUAUCAAGACUCUUACUUGGCAUCUCCUCAAGGAUUGCUUUUAUGAAUUUGAUCGAGGGAGGUCUGGGGGGGCCAGUCACAGCAUUUGGGUCCUACAAAUCUGCAGGCUCUAUCUUUGGCAGCAUGUCAUGUAAGUAACUAUAGAUUAUUUGUCAAGGCUGAUAGUUUCACUCAAUUUAAUUGGCAGUGCUACAGCAUAUUUUCUGGUCAUAAUUUAGUUUUUCAGUUAAUUUUAAGGUAAGUUUUAUCAUUUAUUAAAAGCUUUAAUGGAAUUUGGACUGCUAAAGAGAUAGAGGCAUUCUGACUGACCUAAUUGAAAUGAGAUGACCAGUUACAGACCGUACUGACUGCAGCAGCCAGCCGUAUGUACCGUUGGUUCCACAAGGAAAAUUAUUUAGAAAUUAUUACCUUUUAUGAUCAGUGGCUAAAUGUUACAGGAAUCUUUAAUUUUGAAUAUAUUGAAGUUAAAUUUUUAAGUGUUGAUCUAUACUUAGUCCUUGGAUUGAUUGUACACAUUCAGUUCACCAGUAAAAUUCUAACCAUUUUAUUGGAGCCUGUCAAAAAGGCCAAUUUUCUACUCCCACACAAGAUCUCUACUUUAACUUUCUAAAUUAACUCAUUACCACGUCUGAGUCUUAGCAUUGUCAUCUAGAAGCCAGUUUUUUAGUCAAUUACUAACUAAAGUAGUAGCAUAUAAUAAAUUUAAUCUAGUCAUCCUAAUGACAAGCAGAAGGCUUUUUUUUUUUUUUUUAAACUACUUCAAGCUUUCUAGCUGGUUAAUUCUGUAAGGUCUGCAAUAUGCAAUCAAUUUCUUUUGCAACUCAUCUUGACCUCUUGUCUUAAGCUGCUCCCUAACCUCUAUCCAUUUGUGUUGUCUUCUCAUGCAGGCAGAAUGCAGGGCUACAUGUUGUAUGAGCCAGGGGAAACUGAAGGGAGUCAUGAGAUGUGCUUGAAAAGGGUGUGUCAUUGGAUUGUCUGUGACCCUGCUGCUUUUCAUUAGUAAAGUAAUAAAGUAGAUUGAAAACCCAGUAUUUACUUCUGAUACCUUAUGCUGCCUAUGUUAGUUUGAAAUGCUCUGAGAUAUCUCUUAAAAAGUUCAUUAAGCAGAUAAGUGUAAGAUCCCUGAAUUCAUACUUCAAAGAGCUUUUAUCAGAUUUUUAGGAAAAAAUUGCAAUAGCCAUCACAAAUCUUGUGAGAAUCAUAAGAAUGACUGUUACCCAAUGAACUGUUUCUUAGAGAAGAGAGAAAACUGUAUAGUGAUUAGUAGAUUAGCUGUAGAUGCAAAACAAAACAAUGGAAGGUUCUGUGGUGCCCACCACUGAGUAUACUGAAGACUUAACAGAUGAUCUAUUCAACCAAAGAAGUGAUGAAACUAGCAAAGAAGAACUCUGGAUUACGGAAUUAUUUCUGACAGUCUCUUGACCUGACAAUGCCAUAUGGUAGAAGUUGACUUCUCAGUGUUACUAACUCACUCUAGAAAAGAAAAGAAAAAUGUUAAACCCAGCGAGUUACAGAAAACACUUUAUUCUACAGUCAUUCCCUAAAGAGAUUUUUCAGUUUAUGGGAACUUUUGGAAACUUAGGCUUUAGGAGUGAUGAAUAUCGGUGAUAAAUGCUGUUUGCUUCCUGAGUUUAGGUCUUUUCAUUGCCAUCAGUAAAGGGCAGACAACAAAGAAAGGACAUCUCAAACCAGCUCUGCAAAAGGCUUCCCCUCUCUAUGGAUUUGAUUUAUCCACCAACUACAGCAACCAAUAGUGUCAGUACUUAAAAAAUAUAUGAAACAACCUAGUAUGUUCUUUUCAUUUUGAUUCAGACAUUCUUGCAUGUCAUUUUCCAUUCUUAAGUUUGUUUUUAAUACUCCAGUUAAAAUGCUGAUGAGAUUAAAAGGUUUUAGACUUCUACAGCAUUGAUGUGAAGUUUACUUUGGAUUUAGGAAAACAAUUUUGUAUCCUGAAGUAUCAAAUUGGAAUAUAAAUAAUCCUUAAAAUACAGAAGCUAGAGAUUAUUGCUUUGAAUCAAAACUGUAACAUCUAUAUCCAAGUUUCUAUUCACCACAGACCUUAGAAUACACAGUGAUUUGUGAGUUAAAGUGGUCAUCUAGGUAAACUAUGAUGGAGUACUACUAAAGAUGUAAAUUUUUACACUACUAAUGAGGUUUUUGCCAUAUCCACAUAGGGAAUCAUUUACAGGAAAGCAACAAUGCCUCAAGCACUCAGUGACAACUGUAACACAUGACUGACUCAAGACCAUUUGGGACAGUAGGACUUGUGGAAUUGUACUGACUUGUUAGUAUUACAUGACACUAUUCACAAAUGUAUUGUUAGAGCAGUAUCCUCCCAAAUUUUUAAGCUUGUACCCUAACAUAUAAAUUGGACUUCUCUAACUGAAUUAGCCUGUAUAUAUUUCUAAAAACUGUUUGUAGUUUUCUCAAGGAGAAUAAAGCACUUUAUAAUUUACCAAGUUCUCAGUAAUAAAGUUAACACUGACUUACA
Molecule: messenger RNA, 13557 nt
Organism: Diceros bicornis minor
Lineage: Eukaryota; Metazoa; Chordata; Mammalia; Perissodactyla; Rhinocerotidae
Gene: BRWD1
Product: bromodomain and WD repeat domain containing 1
Exons: 41
Coding region: 66-6896 (2276 amino acids)
Biological process (GO): regulation of cell shape; regulation of transcription by RNA polymerase II; cytoskeleton organization
Cellular component (GO): nucleus
Molecular function (GO): protein binding
Source: RefSeq, a predicted model, not a curated record